UGUGCACGCACCCUCUCCCUCAUCCACCGCUGUCACCUCCUGCUGCUCUUCCUGCUGCUCGUGUACUCGUUAGGUGCGGACCCGCCACCUCUUUUGUGAAGCAGCAGCUGAGGAGACUCCGGUGUUCACCAUGGCCAACGAAAAGCCCACAGAAGAAGUCAAGACUGAGAACAACAAUCAUAUUAAUUUGAAGGUGGCGGGACAGGAUGGUUCUGUGGUGCAGUUUAAGAUUAAGAGGCAGACACCACUUAGUAAACUAAUGAAAGCCUAUUGUGAACCACGGGGAUUGUCAGUGAAGCAGAUCAGAUUCCGAUUUGGUGGGCAACCAAUCAGUGGAACAGACAAACCUGCACAGUUGGAAAUGGAAGAUGAAGAUACAAUUGAUGUGUUUCAACAGCCUACGGGAGGUGUCUACUGAAAAGGGAACCUGCUUCUUUACUCCAGAACGCUGUUCUUUAAAGACCAAGAUUACUGCAUUCUCAAUUAGAAAACUGCAAUUUGGUUCCACCACAUUCUGACUACUACAGUAUAGUUUUCUCUAUUCUUUUGUUUCCCCCUUCCACAUUCUUUUAUUAUACAUGAAGUAACUGGUAUGUGUACACAAGCAUAUUGCUUUUUUCUUCAAACCAAACAGCCAAUGGUAUGUUUUGAUUGACAUCAAGUGGAGACAGGAUGGGAAAAAAUACUGAUUCUGUGAAAAUACCCCCUUUAUCCAUUAGUGGCAUGUUCAUUCAGGUCUUAUCUUUAUAUUCUAGUAAGUUAUUUUGCUCUCACUGUUUUAACAACAACAAAAAAAAAUUCUCACAUACCUUGUUCAAUUGGAGGAUUUUCAUGUUUUUCAUUUAUCAUUGUAAAACCAAGGACAAUUUUAUAACUUUUGUGUACAUAGCUGUUACAUGUAGGGCAAUCUGUCUUUAAGUAGGGAUAAAUUACUCUAAAAAAAAAAGAAAGAAUCCUAGAAAGUUUUUCCUUCAAGUCAGGCUUCUUAUUUAAAUAAACUUUUUGUUUAAAAUGAAA
This is a messenger RNA of Homo sapiens (human), 1017 nucleotides long. It is a transcript of the gene SUMO4, whose product is annotated as small ubiquitin like modifier 4. Gene Ontology annotation, cellular component: nuclear body. The transcript has a single exon. Gene Ontology annotation, biological process: protein sumoylation; regulation of protein localization to nucleus. The record is from RefSeq and is marked reviewed. Bases 131 to 418 code for a protein of 95 amino acids. Lineage: Eukaryota; Metazoa; Chordata; Mammalia; Primates; Hominidae.